GGCUGAGCUCAGCCUGCUGGGGAGGAGGGAAGCUCCGGUUGUGAUGCCGCUGGAUGAUGGCUGCUUUUGGGAUCUUAAGUUACGAACACCGGCCUUUAAAACGGUCCCGCUUGGGGCCUCCGGACGUCUAUCCCCAGGAUCCGAGGCAAAAAGAGGAUGAGUUGACUGCUCUAAAUGUAAAGCAGGGAUUUAACAACCAGCCUGCUGUGUCUGGGGAUGAACAUGGCAGUGCCAAAAAUGUCAACUUUAACCCCUCCAAGAUCAGCUCAAACUUCAGCAGCAUCAUCGCCGAGAAGCUGCACUUCAUGACAUUUGGAGAUACAAUAAAGCGCAAACCACAUAUCAACACCAAGGAUAAUUUCUGGCUUGUCACAGCGAGGUCACAGAGCUCCAUCAACAACUGGUUUACAGAUUUAGCUGGAACUAAACCGCUCACACAGUUGGCUAAAAAGGUCCCUAUUUUCAGCAAAAAGGAAGAGGUGUUUGGUUUCUUGGCCAAGUACUCGGUCCCAGUCAUGCGUGCAGCAUGGAUGAUCAAGAUGACCUGUGCAUAUCAUGCAGGUAUCACAAAUGCUAAUGUCAAGAAGAGGCAUGUGAUGGAUCCCUGUAUCGAAUGGACCCAGAUCAUUACUAAAUAUCUACUGGAGCAACUUCAGAAGAUCUCAGAGUUUUACCGACAGUUUCCCAGUCAGGGGUGUGGCUCCCCUCUUCCAGUUAUGCCUGCAGAUGUGGAGACGGCCACGAAGCAGUGGGAGUACAAUGAAAAACUUGCCAUGUUUAUGUUUCAGGAUGGCAUGUUGGACAGACAUGAGUUCCUGACAUGGGUGCUGGAGUGUUUUGAGAAAGUUCGUACAGGUGAAGAUGAGCUCCUCAGACUGCUGCUCCCUCUAUUACUACAGUACUCAGGAGAAUUUGUACGCUCUGCUUAUUUAUCACGGAGAUUGGCUUUUUUCUGCACACGUCGCCUCAACCUGUUGCUAAGCGACGGCAGCCUGGGCCCUGGCGCGGGGGGUCACACGGCACACGGCAUCCUCACACAGCAAGGCAGCGCUCUGCCCAGCACCCCGACCUCCCAGGCUGCUGGAGGGAACCAUUCCCAGACGCCGUUCACAGAUUUCUAUGUUUGCCCGCAGCACAGACCUCUGGUGUUUGGUCUCAGCUGCAUGCUGCAGAGCAUCGUCCUGUGCUGCCCCAGUGCUUUGGUGUGGCAUUACUCAUUAACAGACAGUAGAAAUAAGACUGGAUCCCCCCUGGACCUCCUGCCUAUUGCCCCCUCAAGUUUGCCAAUGCCAGGAGGAAACACUGCCUUCACACAACAGGUUCGUGCAAAGCUGCGAGAGAUCGAGGAGCAGAUUAAGGAGCGAGGUCAGGCUGUGGAGUUCAGGUGGUCGUUUGAUAAGUGUCAGGAAACAACUGCAGGGUUUACCAUUGGGAGGGUUCUCCACACCCUGGAGGUUUUGGACAACCACAGUUUUGAGAAAUCAGACUUCAACAACUCCCUGGAUUCAUUGUACAACAGGAUAUUUGGUUCCGGUCAGAGUAAGGAUGGCCAUGAGAUGUCCCCUGAUGACGAUGCAGUGGUGACCUUGCUGUGUGAAUGGGCAGUGUGCUGCAAGCGCUCGGGCAGACACAGAGCCAUGGUUGUGGCCAAGCUGCUGGAGAAGAGACAGGCUGAAAUAGAAGCUGAGAGGUGCGGUGAGUCAGAGGUGGUGGAUGAGAAAGGUUCUGUGUCGUCUGGCUCCCUCUCAGCUGCCACCCUCCCAGUCUUUCAGGACGUUCUGCUGCAGUUCCUUGAUACGCAGGCCCCCACACUCACGGAGCCGGGGAACGAAGGCGAGCGUGUGGAGUUCUCAAACCUGGUCCUUCUCUUCUGCGAGCUCAUUCGGCACGACGUCUUCUCCCACAACAUCUACAUGUGCACGCUCAUCUCCCGUGGCGACCUGGCUUCUGACUCCCACCUGCCGCGCCCGCGUUCCCCUAGCGACGAGCCCUCGGAUGAGUCAGAGCGUAAAGAGCAGGAGGCUGGCAGCAGUGUCAAGAUGGAGGAUACUGGUCUGUCUGAGUCCAUGGAAAUCGAUCACUCCAGUGCAAACUUUGAUGAGAUGUUCUCACCUCCGAUGCAUUGUGAGUCCAAGGGGAGCCCGUCUCCUGAGAAACCUGUUCAGGAGCAGGACAGUAAGAGCAACUGUAAGGAGAAAGGCAUGGACCCCGCUUUCCCUCAACUGUAUGAGCAGCCCCGACACAUUCAGUAUGCCACUCACUUCCCUAUUCCACAGGAGGAGAGCGCCAGUCAUGAAUGCAACCAGCGUCUCGUUGUCCUCUACGGUGUGGGCAAACAGAGAGAUGAGGCGCGACACACCAUCAAGAAAAUCACCAAAGACAUCUUGAAGGUGCUCAACCGCAAAAGCACAGCAGAAACAGGUGGGGAGGAAGGACAAAAGAGGAAGAGGAGUAAACCCGAAGCCUUUCCAACUGCAGAGGAUAUCUUUUCCAAAUUCCAGCACCUUUCCCACUUUGACCAGCAUCAGGUCACCUCCCAGGUUUCCAGAAACGUUCUGGAGCAGAUCACCAGCUUUGCCUUAGGGAUGUCCUAUCACCUGCCCCUCGUCCAGCACAUUCAGUUCAUUUUUGACCUAAUGGAGUACUCCCUGAACAUCAGUGGCCUCAUAGACUUUGCUAUUCAGCUUUUGAACGAAUUGACUCUGGUCGAAGCUGAGCUGCUGCUGAAGUCGUCCAGUCUGGUGGGCAGCUACACCACCAGUCUGUGCCUGUGUAUCGUAGCUGUGCUGAGAAGAUACCACUCCUGUCUCAUUCUUAACCCGGAGCAGACUGCACAAGUUUUUGAUGGGCUGCGGGUCGUGGUGAAGUCUGGUGUGAACCCAGCGGACUGCUCCUCCGCAGAGCGCUGCAUCUUGGCCUACUUGUAUGACCUCUACACUUCCUGCAGUCACCUCAAGAACAAAUUUGGAGAGAUCUUCAGCGAGUUCUGCUCCAAGGUGAAAAACUCCAUCUACUGUAACAUCGACCCGUCUGAUUCCAACAUGCUGUGGGAUCCUCCGUUCAUGAUGGACACCAUCAGCAAUCCCUCAGCCAACAACAACCACUCUAUGGUGGGCAAAAUCCUCAACGACAGCCCAGCUAACCGCUAUAGCUUCGUAUGUAAUGUGCUCAUGGAGGUUUGUGUGGACCACAGAGACCCAGAGAGGGUGAAUGAUCUCGGCAUCCUGUGUGCGGAGCUGACAGCAUAUUGUCGCUCUUUGAGCGCAGAGUGGCUCGGCAUCCUUAAAGCUCUUUGCUGCUCGUCCAACAACGGCAACUGUGGUUUCAACGAUUUGCUUUGCAACGUUGAUGUUAGCGAUUUGACCUUUCAUGACUCCCUGGCAACCUUCGUGGCUAUUCUCAUUGCGAGGCAGUGUCUGCUCUUAGAGGACCUGGUCCGCUGUGUGGCCAUCCCCUCCCUCCUGAAUGCAGCCUGCAGUGAGCAAGACUCUGAGCCAGGAGCGCGAUUAACCUGCAGGAUCCUUCUUCACUUGUUUAAGACGCCACAGCGUAACCCUGUCCCACAAGAUGGGCUCAAAUCAGACAAAUCAUCAGUUGGUAUCCGUUCAUCUUGUGAUCGACACCUCCUUGCUGCUUCGCAGAACAGCAUCGUUGUUGGAGCGGUCUUCGCUGUCCUUAAAGCUGUAUUUAUGCUCGGUGAUGCAGAGCUAAGAGGCUCAGGGCUGUCGCAUCCUGCUGGCCUUGAUGACAUAUCAGACGGCCGCAAUGUCUCCAUAGAAACGGCCAGCCUGGAUGUGUAUGCGAAGUAUGUCCUGAAGACUAUCUGCCAGCAGGAAUGGGUGGGAGAACGCUGCCUGAAGUCUCUCUCGGAGGACAGCAGUGCCCUCCAGGACCCGGUGCUGGUAAACAUUCAGGCCCAGCGACUGCUGCAGCUUAUCUGCUAUCCUCACCGCCAGCUGGACAGCGACGAGGGUGACAACCCCCAGAGGCAGCGCAUCAAGCGCAUCCUGCAGAAUAUGGACCAAUGGACAAUGAGACAGUCAUCGCUGGAGCUGCAGCUGAUGAUCAAACAGAGCACAAAUAAUGAGCUUUACUCUCUCCUGGAGAACAUAGCAAAGGCAACAAUUGAGGUUUUCCAGAAAUCGGCGGAGAUGAACUCCAGUAACCCCUCAGGAAAUGGAGUCGCAGUCCAAGGAGGCUCCGCAUCCAGUAGCACCAGCACCGCCAGCAAGAUGAAACCUAUUUUAAGCUCAUCAGAGAGAUCAGGCGUUUGGCUGGUCGCUCCUUUAAUAGCCAAGCUGCCCACAUCAGUCCAGGGUCAUGUGCUGAAGGCAGCCGGAGAGGAGCUGGAGAAAGGUCAGCAUCUCGGCUCCUCCUCACGCAAAGAGCGAGACCGGCAGAAACAGAAAAGCAUGUCUCUGCUGAGCCAGCAACCUUUCCUGUCCCUGGUUCUCACCUGCUUGAAGGGGCAGGAUGAGCAAAGGGAGGGCCUUCUCACCUCCCUGUACAGCCAGGUCCAGCAGAUCGUCACCAACUGGAGAGAAGACCAGUACCAGGAUGACUGCAAGGCCAAGCAAAUGAUGCACGAGGCUCUGAAACUACGGCUUAAUCUCGUUGGUGGCAUGUUUGACACGGUGCAGCGGAGCACCCAGCAGACCACCGAGUGGGCAGUCCUGCUGCUCGACAUCAUCAGCAGUGGCACCGUGGACAUGCAGUCCAAUAAUGAGUUAUUCACCACUGUGCUGGACAUGCUGAGCGUGCUGAUAAACGGCACACUGGCUGCUGACAUGUCCAGCAUCUCUCAGGGCAGCAUGGAGGAGAAUAAGAGGGCGUACAUGAACCUGGUUAAGAAGCUCAGGAAAGAGCUUGGAGAGCGGCAGUCCGAAAGUUUGGAAAAGGUUCGCCAGCUUCUGCCGUUGCCAAAGCAGUUUCGUGAUGUCAUCACCUGUGAGCCUCAGGGCUCGCUGGUGGACACAAAGGGCAACAAGAUUGCAGGCUUUGAGAAAGAGGGUCUUCAAGUCUCAGCCAAACAGAAGAUUUCUCCAUGGGAUAUCUUCGAAGGUCAUAAACAACCAGCUCCAAUUUCUUGGGGCUGGUUUGGGGCGGUGCGCGUGGAUCGUAAGAUUGCCAAGUUUGAAGAACAGCAGCGUUUCCUGCUCUACCACACCCACCUGAAGCCCAAACCGCGGAGCUACUACCUGGAGCCGCUCCCCUUGCCCCCAGAGGAAGAGGAGCCUCUGACACCCAUUCAGCAGGAGCCAGAGAAGAAGAUGAUGGAGGUGGUAAAAGUAGAAAAGAACGUGGCUGCCGUUCCCUCAGAGUCUAGCAAGAAGAAUAAGAAGAAAAAAAAGAAUCCUUCCACCAAAGGAGAGGAUUAUUUGAACCGCACUCAGGGUGCCAUGACCUACAUGACUAAUGUGGCUCCAGAUUCAAUGCAGACUCACCAGUACGGUCGGGUGCCCUACGCUCAGCAACCCAUUUUCCCCCAGAACCAGCCCCUGCCUCCAGGUCAGCAGACAGAAUACUUUCAUCCUAAUCGAGGUCCAGGUUUAGAGACCCCAUACAGGCCCACCCGCAACCCACAGAUGAACAAAAUGUUAACCAACCGCCCUACCUACCCAUCCGCCAUGAUGGACAAGCAGUACGGAAUGGCAUAUAAGCCUCAGCCCAGUAUGCCUCAGAAUAACCUGCGACAUCAGUUAGCGGUCAGACUGCAGACUCAAACCCAGCAGAUGAGGCAGAUGGCUCCUAACCAACAGUACCCUCCAAUGCAGCCAUCACAGAACAUAUCUCAGGGCUAUACCACAUAUGCAUCACACAUGACCAUGCAGCAGCAUCCUGCUCAAGGUGGUGGUAUAGCCCCUUCCCCCUACGGAGCCCCGAACUUCCAGGGCAGUCAUCCAGGGGCUGGCUCAGCCGUGGUGGAUCCUAUGAGACAAAUGCAGUCGAGGCCCAGUGGUUAUGUUCACCAGCAGGCUCCGCCAUAUUCACACAACAUGCAGAACGCCCCCAGGUUUCCCCACCAGCCCCUCCCACAGAGUUCUGUCAUGCACGGCCUCAGCCACGCCCAGGGGAUGUAUCCAGGCCUCAGGCCCAAUCAGAUGCUGACAGAACAGCCACAACAGCAGCAGCAACAGCACCCUUUCCUCAGACAGCAAGCACUCAGACAGCAGGCUCAAGUUCAGCAACAACAGCAGCAGGUUCAGCCUCAGCAGGUUCCUCCUCAACAGCAGGUGCCUCAGCAACAGCAGCAACAGCAACAACAGCAGCAGCAGCAGCAGGUUUCAGGUGUUCCCCCUCCUGGUCAGGGCCAAAAUCAGGGCCUGGGCAUGCAGGCGCUGCCCCCCCAGCAGCCCAUGUUUCCUCGACCGGGGAUGCAGCAAACCCAACAGCAGCAACAGACUGCAGCGCUGGUCCGACAGCUGCAGCAACAACUAUCAAAUACACAACCAGGACAAGGAACCAGUUCCUAUUAUUGAUCAUGUCUGUUUAUCAUCUUGUGUCUGUCUGAAGGGUGGGGGUCUUUUCCUUUUCUUUUUUUGAAGAAGGUCCUGUUCUGUAAAUUAGUCAACUUAGAAACAGGAAGCAAAGACUUGGAUGGAUCACCACUAAACGAUCAUGAUGAACCAAAUCCUGGUGACAAGAUUUCAGUUGUAACAUUUUUAAUUUUCAGAGGAGUCAACCUGAUUUAUCACGUUUAAUGACAGAAGAGCCUAUGUAAAAAAGAAAAAAUACAAUUAAAAGAAUGCUUUUUUUUUAUUUCAAUUUGUACAAUUUUUUGUU
Messenger RNA from Cyprinodon variegatus (sheepshead minnow), 6783 nucleotides. It is a transcript of the gene med12, whose product is annotated as mediator complex subunit 12. Gene Ontology annotation, cellular component: mediator complex. Lineage: Eukaryota; Metazoa; Chordata; Actinopteri; Cyprinodontiformes; Cyprinodontidae. Gene Ontology annotation, molecular function: beta-catenin binding; transcription coactivator activity. Gene Ontology annotation, biological process: regulation of transcription by RNA polymerase II. Bases 54 to 6479 code for a protein of 2141 amino acids. The record is from RefSeq and is a predicted model, not a curated record. The transcript has 43 exons.